Molecule: messenger RNA, 624 nt
Organism: Chenopodium quinoa (quinoa)
Lineage: Eukaryota; Viridiplantae; Streptophyta; Magnoliopsida; Caryophyllales; Amaranthaceae
Exons: 1
Coding region: 1-624 (207 amino acids)
Source: RefSeq, a predicted model, not a curated record
AUGGAAGAGGGUGAGGCUACAAUAACCAAUAAUUCCAACGUUGGAUCUCCAAAUAAGAACAAUGAUCAUUAUUACAACCGUCACAAGAAACCCCCAACUUCCAAGAACAAAAAAAAAAUGUUCAAGGGGAGUCUUAUGAACGUUAUCAAGGUGGUAUUGUACAUGUUGAGGAGGAAGGGCGACAAGACUGGUAAAAAGUUGUCGCCCUCCCUCUCAACAGCCACCAACACCUCUCUAACGAAUUUUGUGGGGGCAUUUCGGCCCUUUCAUCUUCAGAGGGACAAUGGUGACAUGACUUCAACACCACAUCCCCAACUUCUUUUCUCUAGGCAUGAUGAUGAGGUAAUUGAGGCAUCCCCUUAUCAUUCCAAGUAUGAUGCCUCCUCCUCGCCCUCAUCCAUGCGCUCAUCAUCCUCUAGAGGAGAUAUGAGUAGGUAUGCCUCAGCUCAAAGUUUAAAUGAUCUUGAUAAUGUUGAAGAAGACGAGGAUUCAGACGAGGAGGAGGGUAUGAUGAUUGAUGGAGAUGCUUUCUACGACGGGCUUGAAGGGGAUGAGAUGAUCGAUCACAAGGCUGAUAAGUUCAUUGCUAAGUUUUACCAACAAAUGAGGCUCCAAAACUUUUAA